Molecule: messenger RNA, 3564 nt
Organism: Neoarius graeffei (lesser salmon catfish)
Lineage: Eukaryota; Metazoa; Chordata; Actinopteri; Siluriformes; Ariidae
Product: rab11 family-interacting protein 2
Exons: 6
Coding region: 438-1853 (471 amino acids)
Biological process (GO): regulated exocytosis
Cellular component (GO): endosome; phagocytic cup
Molecular function (GO): small GTPase binding
Source: RefSeq, a predicted model, not a curated record
ACUUGAGGGAAUAUGGGUGGGGAAAGAAAACGCCUUGUGUUUUCGGGCUGUCUUGUGAUCUGGCUGUAAGUUUUAUUGUUGUGAGACAAGUAAAGACAUUCCGUGGUGUGGAGAAUACGAAUUCUGCGGGAAGGGAAGGAAAAAAGGGAGAUUAGAUCGUGUCAAGUGUCUUCUCAGCCUGGAAAUAAUGCUGUAAAGGCCAUGCAUGAAGGUGAAGGUGGAGAUGAGAUGAGAUGCUUCUGAUGCCAUGGCCUCACUGGGCAUUGAACUGAACCUGCUUCUGUGAUUUCCACUGGUGCACUGGUGAAGUCUGGCUUCUCACUAACAUCACUAUUCUACAUUAUGAUCCACCUCCUGACCAAGCCAUGAACUCCUGAUUGUUCAAGUAUUCCACAGUAUUUAGUCCUGAAAACGCCGUUAAACCUCCAUCCAUCACAAUGUCACUGGCCGAGCAGGCGCAGAAAUGGUUCCCGACACAUGUCCAAGUGACGGUCCUUCAAGCCGCAGGACUCCAGGCGAAGGGCAAGAACGGCACCAACGACGCCUACACCAUCAUCCAGCUCGGGAAGGAGAAGUACUCCACGUCGGUUGCAGAGAAGACGCUGAGUCCCAUGUGGAGAGAAGAGGCUUCGUUUGAGCUGCCAGGGCUGCUUUUGGAAGGCAACCCCGAGGUUUAUGAGCUGGGUCUCAUCGUGAUGCACAGGUCUCUGGUCGGGAUGGACAAAUUUCUGGGCCAGAAAACCAUCAACCUGAAUGAGGUGUUUGACAAGAAGGAACGAAAGAAGAUCAACUGGUACACCCUGGAUUCCCGUCCAGGCAAAAAGAGAAAAGAGCGAGGGAAGAUCCAGGUGAGCAUCCAGUUCAUGAGGAACAACAUGACGGCCAGCAUGUUCGACCUGUCCAUGCGCGACAAGCCGCGCUCACCAUUCUCCAAGCUCAAGGACAAGAUGAAGGGUCGCAAACACGACUCGGAUGCCUCGUCAGCCAUCUUGCCUCGUUCGGCGCAGUGCGAUGCUGAAUCCCAGCUUCCGCAACAAGUCUCAGACCACAAACCGCAGCACACGACUGUUCCACUGGAGCCCAAACCCAAACGCUCGCUGCUUAUCGGGACUCAGAAACUCUCAGCUGCACACUCAAUGUCCGAUCUAGUAGGAACACACUUCAGGCCCAAGACAGACUCCGUAAACUCCAUGGAGGAGAGCGAUGGUGUUCCUCCUCACCGUCGCUCUCAGAGCGAGAUGCCUGGUUACCAGGAUGGCGAGACAGCAGGUGACCCGUUCCCGGAAAUGCCGCAGAAAUUCGCCACACUCCCACGCAACCGCAACCCCUUCGAGUCGGAUCAGGGGCAGCUGUGGGACAAAAAGGAGAAGAAGGAGAAGGUCAGCUUGCUGGAGCGCAUGACGGGAAAGAAGGAAGGGAAGAAGACGAGCAACGGAGGACGAGCAGGAAGUUCAGGAGACCUUCGAUCCCCAAAUCCUUUCACCGCUGAAAGUGACACGAAUCCCUUCCUGCCACAUCACAUGCCCAGUGAUCACGCAAAGAAACCCGUCAGCAGUGAAGGCCCGAGUAAGAAAGGCGCUUCCCCGGAGAAAAAACAAGGAAAGAAGACCACAAAAGAGUCUGAGGCCAAUCAGCUCCAGAGCAGCAGGGCGGCGUACAGCAGCCUGUCGUUCGAGGAGGUUGUUCAGGAACUGAUCAAGCAGAAGGAGGUGGUGAAGAAGAAGGACGCGCACAUCCGCGAGCUGGAGGACUACAUCGACAACCUGCUGGUCCGAGUCAUGGAGGAGACGCCGAGCAUCCUGAGGACGCCGUACGAGCCGAAGAGGAAAGCGGGAAAAAUCUCCAAGAAGUAGACGUUCAAGUUCGAGCCGGAUCAUAAUCAACGGUACAUGCGGUGUUACAAGAAACGGUUCUGAUUCACGGUGAUCUUGAAGUCACACGUUGCUCUUAGUUUACAUGUUAAUCAGAAUUCAGUGACUCGAGAUUGUAUGUAUGUUUUUGUUUUUUUUUUUGAGUGAUUGAAGGACUUUUCUGCCAACGCCAAACACUGGCUUAGAGCUUUUUAUUAUGUAUUCUUUUGUUUAUACACUGAUUUUGUAAAUAUAUUGUUGUGUGGCGGUGUGGGAAAACCCAUCGGAAGCCAAAAAAAUCAAAGGAAAGAAAUCUGGUUUGGGGAAAUGUGUGUCUAUAUAUAUAUAAAAAAAAAAAACAACCCUUUAACGUGGAAAUGUUUUUAUUUCCUUUUUUAAGUUUGUCGAAGAUUCCUACAGAGGUCACGUUUUCCAAACAUGUCACGAGCUAAAGCCUUGCUUGCCAAGUAUUCGUACACAGUGAAUGUCACGCUUUGAUCAAGCGACGUGUCAUCGCAAAAUGGACAGAAUCCAUAUGAAUUCUGCUGAUUCGCGGUUGCCAAGAGCUCCGUGACGCUUCUGUGCGACAGUCGCAAUCAGAUCUUGACAGUUGGAUGAAACCAAUGUCAAAAUUUCACCAUGUCAAAGGUUUGCCCAGGCUGCCACACACACUUAGUGUUUUUUUUUUUUUUUUUUUAAGUGUGUUUUAAAAAGACUAACAUUGCGGUCACACCGAAACUGACUGUGAAAGGCUGAUUUUACACAGUACGAACAAACCUUUAACAUCCCGUUUCUUUCAUAAUGCACUUCACUUCAUCAAGCCUUCUGGUUUACGAAUCACAUUCCUCCUUGACACGACUGUUCCCAUAUGUCCAUCUCACCUUUCAACUGUGUGUGUGUGUGUGUGUGUGUGUGUGUGUGUGAGCGAGUAUGAUGUCGUGUUCGGAGGUGAUGAGUCGUUACAAGGUUGCGAGUCCGAGUCGUGUCGAUUGUCGCGUUUACGAGAAAGAGCGCAUAGUUUACUGUGGCGCACAGCCAAAAGGAACGGAUCUGGAACUCGUCGACCGUCGCGCCAUUCCGUUCCUCGGUACGAGCGUUACAUUACUGCAGACGGUGCUUCAGUUACAGAGACAGGGGUGCCAAUAUUUAUGAUCAAUCAAAAUGUCAAUAAAACUCACUAGGCGGGAAAGAGGAAAUGACGCAGGAUGUGAAAGGAUUCACUUUCUCUUCACGCCAAAGUUACAGUGAAAUUUGAUCUGUGAAUCUUGUGAGCCAAUAGAAAACAAGUGGGCGGGACUGUGGGCUCUGGUCGGGUGAGGGGAAUAAAGAAGCUACUACUUCUUAGUAAGUUCAUGAACUUUUGCUUCAUGUCUGAAAAAAACAAUUAAAAAGAAAUUUGAGAGAUUUUUUUUUUCUCUCUCUCUGCCUCCGAGCAUGAUCGUGUUCACAGCAUUGGUGCCUCCGCAGAAAUGUUCUCAUCACUACUGUCCGUUGUUUCUUUUAACGAUGAUUCUCCAAGCGAGCAGGUACUAAAAUUGUAAUUUUUUUUUUUCUCGGUAUUUGUUCUGACACAAUACACUGGACCGAUGCACAGUGACACUACUGAGGAUUUAGCCGAACUGCGAUUUGAAAUGAGGCUCGUGCUACUAGGAUUCGUUCCAAUUUUGUACUUUUUUAUCGUAAAAGUUUAAAUUAAAAUUUAAAAUAUUCAAAA